Messenger RNA from Trichoderma breve, 2340 nucleotides. RefSeq lists its product as uncharacterized. The transcript has 5 exons. The record is from RefSeq and is a predicted model, not a curated record. NCBI's taxonomy places the organism in Eukaryota, Fungi, Ascomycota, Sordariomycetes, Hypocreales, Hypocreaceae. Bases 1 to 2340 code for a protein of 779 amino acids.
AUGCUUGGCUUGAACGAGACAAGCCCCGGCCAUCGCAUGAUUGAAGAUGCCCUCGCUACCGAGGAGAUUCGGAAAUUGUACGAGGUCUGCGUAUCUGCCGCUGAAGAAGACGGCAAUAGGUAUAUCAGUGCCAAGUCAGUGCUGGAAUCAUCUCAAAUCAUUGCUGAGAGAAUGAAGCUUGUGCCCGACAAGCAAAAUUUGGACGAAACAGUGAGAUACUCGAUAUGCGCUCUGGGAGAGUACUUCUCCACAGGGCUAUUUCAAGCUAUUGUGCUAUCAAAACCCAAGGUAGACGUUCCUAUUGUAGGAUUUAGCUGGCAUCAAAAUUACAUGCGAUCUGGAGGCACCAUGGACAAACAAAUGCUCCAACAAGGAUGGUGCCCAAGCGAGAUUGAAAAGCUACGGUCUCAAUUUACUGGACUGAAUACGAUGCACCAUAUAGCACAGUUACAGAGGCCGAAUGCUAACCAAGAUCAUUCGAACUGUACUCGUCAUUUAUGCACAGCUUUCCAGAUGGAUAUAGAGACCUAUAAGCCCUCACAUCUAUCUGAUGGCUGUAGCUGUGACCUCAUUGGCAUUGACGGGAGAGCGACGUCUUUAAUUCUCCGUAGUACGGAUACUUAUCCCAUCAUACGCUUUGACCAGAUCGGAGAUGGAGUAGAUGAUUUUGAGCUGGUGGUGGAACCGUACGAGCCGGGCGUCCCAUAUGUCGCCCUUUCUCAUGUUUGGGCCAAUGGCUUGGGUAACCCAAAGGCCAACUCUCUGCCGAGGUGCCAGAUAAAACAUGUAGCUCAAUUAAUAGCUUCGAUGCAGACCGAGGCAGAGACUGGAGAUGCAGAAUACAGGACCCAAUACCGAAUGUGGAUUGACACACUUUGCUGCCCUGUUGAGCUUGGAGGUAAACUGAUUGCACUCGAGAGAAUUGCCAGUGUGUACCUAAAUGCAGCUCACGUUCUUGUUCUUGACGCUUCUUUGACCGGAUUCGAUCCUCAGGACACCCAUCCGGCGGAGUUGAUGUUGCGCGUGUACGGAGCAUCUCCCUGGAUGAGACGUCUAUGGACUCUUCAAGAGGGGGCACUGACAAAAAGCCUAUACAUACAAUUUGCCGAUAAAGCUAUGAAUGCCUAUGCCUUGCUCGUUAAACUCUGGACCGAGGCCAAUAACGAUCCGCGUUACAUGAAAAUAUGGCAAGAUAUCGUGGGUGCAUACAAUGAACUUCAGGGCUUUUUCAGUGGAAGAGAGGGCCCGACCACCAACCAGUCGCCGCUCAUUACCCUCCAACGAGCACUACAGUUCCGGACGGUCUCUGUGGCAUCUGAUGAACCGCUCUGUAUCUCUACUUUGAUGAAGCUCGACACAAAAUACAUUGCUGCAGCUCCGGAUGCCGAAACCCGAAUGGCUCGCGUCUGGGAAUUAAUAUACAAGUCGCAGGGCGGCCUUCCCAGUCGAGUCAUAUUCUAUGCAGAUGAACUGUUAAGCAUACCCGGGUGGCGCUGGGCUCCUCGAAGUUUAUUGGGCUCGGCCGUUCAGGACCCUGUCUUGGGAGUGGACGAGCGCGUGUUACGCUUGGUUGGAGAUGAGGGCAUCCCGACUCCCUUAGGCCUAAAAGUCGCUCUACCAGGAUGUCGUCUUCUUCCACGCCCUCUGGUAGCCGGGCUCCCCUUGCAUCCCUGGCCUGGGGCCAUUAAUGCCACGGAAGACCAAAUUAUUCUUCAGGAUACAAGAAGCGGGAAAUGGUAUCGAAUAAUGGAUUGGUACCGCAGCAAGAAAAUUGCGUCCUGGACAGCCGAGGAGUUGUCAGCUUUUGACAGAGAGCAAAACUAUCCUCUCUGUAGAGAGAUAGAUUCCGGCAAAUGCGUGUUGAUUUAUGACGAAAAAUCGAUGGUUGAUGGGACAGUAAUGACAUGCAUGGGUCAGAUCGAAGAGGUUGGGGAAGAUUUUGAACACGCCUCGAUUACAUCUGCAGAACUUCAAGCUGGUCUAAGAAUUCAUCGAACAAGGGCCGUGAUCAUGUCGGCUCUCGGCGAUGACGAAAUACGAAUGAUGAUGGCUUUCAGGGAUAUGGCCAGGGUGGUAGCAAUGGAUCAAGAAACGUCUAAUCUACAAGCGAUCGAGGAUCGUGAAAGCGAGGACUGGAAGACAUGCAUGGCCAAGGUCAAGGACAAGAUGAAAGAGGUCGUGGCGGAAACAUGGAAAUCCAGGCCAGAGGUAAGACAAACGGUUGAAGACACCAUCGGCCUUGAUAUGGAGGAGUACAUGUGGGCUUUUAUUCCCAAGGUAUUUUCUCACGAUGUCAUGGUGGAGGAGACGCCAAGCGAUCAGCUUUGGUUCGUCGAUUAG